Messenger RNA from Melitaea cinxia (Glanville fritillary), 925 nucleotides. RefSeq lists its product as uncharacterized. The transcript has 3 exons. Bases 1 to 708 code for a protein of 235 amino acids. The record is from RefSeq and is a predicted model, not a curated record. Lineage: Eukaryota; Metazoa; Arthropoda; Insecta; Lepidoptera; Nymphalidae.
AUGAAAACGUUCAUUGUAGUGUGUUUAGUUGCGGUCGCGGCGGCGAUGCCGACCUCCAAGGAGGACGGUGUCAUGGAGAGGUUCAUAUCGACUCUGAGGGACUGUGUGGAAACUGACACGAUGCUGUGCUUAAAGGAAAAAGCGAUGAAGUUCACCGAAAACCUAGCAGUGUCUAAAGAUCUGAGCCUUGUCGAUGGAAUCACCUUCACGAGAACUGGCUCCCCUCGUUCAGCUCGCAGCUAUGAUCCUCUUCCUGAAGACCCCAAGACGAGGGAGCUCCAAGUCGAAGAGAGAAUCAUGGACAACUUCGUAGACUUCCUGGACAAUCACGCUUUGCAACUCAGAAUGCCAAAAUCCUUCACAGAAGAUAACUCUGUUGAAGAGGAAGGCCGUGGCAAGAAGAAGAAGAAGCUUAAGAAGCUCCUCCCCAUCCUUGCCCUCAUCAAACUGAAGCUCUCUGCCCUCAUACCUCUGUUCCUCGGUAUCAUCGCCUUCGCAGUAUUCAAGUUCUACAUCCUUGGAAAGAUCGCUUUCAUUGCAGCGGCCUUUGGAGCCCUGAAAAAGCUUUUAGACUCCAAAUCCAAGAGCGGAGGUGGUGGUUGGUCUGAACCAGCUCAUGAAGAGCACGGCUGGGAAAGCGGCGGUGGUUGGGGCAGGUCCCAAGACGCUCAAAACAUGGCCUACGCUGCUCAUGUUAAACAAGCAUAAAAUCCUAAGGAUUUAGGCUAAAUAAAUUAUGUAACUUAUUAUUACCAACUAAGUUUACCUGUAAAGGUUAUUUAUACGUAUGUCGACGACCACCGUUUUUAUCGUGAUGAAUGUGUGUUUUUUAAUUUUUAUUUUUUCUUUCUUUUUUAUAAUGUGCAUUAUGUUUUGACUGAUUUCCUUUAGUUUAGUAUUAUAUUUAGUCUAUUUUUCAUUUAAG